Molecule: messenger RNA, 1627 nt
Organism: Bactrocera dorsalis (oriental fruit fly)
Lineage: Eukaryota; Metazoa; Arthropoda; Insecta; Diptera; Tephritidae
Product: putative exonuclease GOR
Exons: 1
Coding region: 165-1523 (452 amino acids)
Cellular component (GO): nucleus
Molecular function (GO): exonuclease activity; nucleic acid binding
Source: RefSeq, a predicted model, not a curated record
CAUUCAUCUUAAAAAAAAAUCAGCUAAAAAGUCAUCUAAUAUCUGCUAUUAAUAACUCCAUUGGAAACUAUAUAAUAACAUUUGUUUUCUAAAACAUAAAUAUAAAGAAAAAAUACCAAACAACUUUUCAUCUAAAUACUCGCAAAGAACGAAAAAUUAAAAAAAUGAGUAACUUCGACGCACUGUUAAUCAAUUCCUUGGAACAGUCCAAAAAUUGCAUUGCAAACAAGCAAGACUUCCAAACCUUUCUGAAACCUGAACUAGUGGACUUGAUUCAAGAAGAACACGCUACAAAUCUACAAUUAACUCUCUUAAAGCAACGGAAAGAAGGAGCGAAGUUGAAAAUAGAUAUGCUAACACUUCAGGAAGACGAAAUUACGAAACAAAUUGAAGAGCUAUUAAAACAACAAGAGGAACUCAAUCAAGAAGUAGAAGAACUUAUGAAGUUAGAAAAUUUUUCAGGAAAAGAACUACAAAAAUAUCUCACGCUUAAAAAGAUAGAAAGCUAUAAUGAUAAUGAUACCAUGCUGCCAACAACUUUGCCACCAUUAGAUCAGCAUUUGAAACUCAAAUUAUCAGAAGUCCAGUUCGCAAAACGUUUGCGCAGCUAUCGGCAUAUCAUGACACCAAAUUCUUUGAUUGACUAUGGUUACCCAGUGGAAAGUCCCGACAAAGACGGGAUCAUCAUCGACGAGUACACAUCUAAGCCACAAGAGUACUCAUCCUAUAGAUCACAUUGUAAAUUAGAGCAUAUUUGCGUACGAUGCGAUCGAUACUUUCACGUGAGCGAGGCAGGGGAAUAUUUAACCAAAGAAAGCUGUGUCUAUCACAGUGGCGAAUUUAAGGAGAGGUUUACUUGCUGCGCAGGUGAGAGAGACUCCGAGGGUUGCGAGCGUAAUAAGCUGCACGUGUGGAAUGGGUUUAAAGAUGGAUUUAGCGGACCCUAUAAUGAUUUUCUUUACACACAACCACGCUCUGAUAAAUCAGAUGUUGAAGCCAAAGUGUAUGCGCUGAAUUGUAAAAUGUGUUAUACCAGUCGGGGACUCGAAGUGGCCAAAGUAUCGUUAGUUGGUUACGAUGGACAAGUGGUUUAUGACCAUUUUGUGAAGCCGACAAGUGAAGUUGUCGAUUAUUGUACACGCUUCUCAGGCGUAACUGCAAGGGAUCUAUGUAAAAACCAAAACAAAAAUUUGAAAACCUUUGCCGAAGUGCAAAAGGAUCUGCUGCAACUUAUCGAUGCCGAUACCAUAGUCAUUGGCCAUAGCAUGCAGACCGAUCUUCGUUUGCUGAAAAUUGUUCAUAAGAAGAUUGUCGACACAGCACAUGAGUUCCCACACCCACUAACCAUUCCACGUCAGUUUCAUUCGCUUAAGAAGCUGACUAAGAAAUUCUUAAAGCGCGAUAUUCAAUGUGGCAACAACGGUCACGACAGUGUGGAAAACGCUCGUGCCUGUUUGGAGUUGGUUAUGUGGAAAGUGCGCAACAGGAUCCUUCCAAGGCGGCCGGUCAGAUGGUUAAGAUAAACAUUUUAUAUUAAAAAAAAUAUAUUAUUUGCACAAUAAUUAGAAAAAGUAUGAAAAUUAAAAAAAUUAAACAUUUGAAAUUAUAAAUAAAUGUAAAUAGUUUU